Sclerotinia sclerotiorum 1980 UF-70 is the source of this 993-nucleotide messenger RNA. RefSeq lists its product as hypothetical. The transcript has 3 exons. NCBI's taxonomy places the organism in Eukaryota, Fungi, Ascomycota, Leotiomycetes, Helotiales, Sclerotiniaceae. Gene Ontology annotation, molecular function: DNA binding. The coding region runs from base 1 to 993 and encodes 330 amino acids. Gene Ontology annotation, cellular component: nucleus. The record is from RefSeq and is a predicted model, not a curated record.
AUGACAGAAUUGGAGGAGAAAUCGCUUCUUCAAUAUAUAUUAGAUAUGGAUGAAAGAGGGUUUAGUCCUCGAAUAAGUGAUGUGGAAGAUAUGGCAAAUUAUAUACUCGAAACGCGGGGUGCGAAGAAGGUUGGAAAGCUCUGGGCUCAUCGUUUUGUGAAACGACAUACAGAAUUAAAGACGCGUUUUAAUCGCGUUUAUGACUUUCAAAGAGCUCUCUGCGAAGAUUCAGAGCUUAUUGAAAGAUGGUUUCGAUUAGUAUCGAAUAUGCGGGCCAAAUAUGGUAUUCUAGACUGCGAUUUCUACAACUUCGAUGAGACAGGCUUUAUGAUGGGACAAAUAUCACCAUAUAUAGUAGUUACUAAAGCUGAUCGAUAUGGAAAAAGCAAAGCUAUACAACCAGGCAAUCGGGAAUGGGCUACAGCGAUUAUUUGUGUUGAUGGAGAAGGUCAUAAUAUACCUCCGUUUUUGAUAGUAAAAGGCGAAUACCACCUUUCAAAUUGGUAUACCGAAGGCGAUUUACCAUACGAUUGGCUUAUUAAACCUACUACCAAUGGAUGGACAGAUAAUGAGACAGGUCUUGAAUGGAUUAAGCACUUCAACAAAUAUACUGAAAGUAGGAAACAAUCUCAAACACCUCACAAUCCAAUUGAAGCUUUUUCCCAAUCCACUUUAGUGAAAAGUCAGCUCCUAGCUUAUGCGAAUACACUUUUAACUGCUGAGGUUCAUAAUCUCCACAAAGCAAAUGAAGCACUUAGUAAACGCCAAAGAGCUAGAAAAGCUUUAAUACAAAAAGGAGAAGCACUUUCAAUAAAAGAUAAGCAUAAUAUAUUAGAACAAAAGAAUGUAGAAGAUCAGAUACAACGCAACGAAUAUACAAAUGAUAGUUCUUCAGCAAGGAGGCAAGCUACUAUACAACGAUGUAGCAAAUGCAGUAGUACUUUACAUAAUGCACGAACUUGUCAGUUCGAUCCAGCAUUAGUUGAUCUUUAG